This is a messenger RNA of Pocillopora damicornis (cauliflower coral), 2936 nucleotides long. RefSeq names its product deoxynucleoside triphosphate triphosphohydrolase SAMHD1. The record is from RefSeq and is a predicted model, not a curated record. Gene Ontology annotation, molecular function: dGTPase activity. Lineage: Eukaryota; Metazoa; Cnidaria; Anthozoa; Scleractinia; Pocilloporidae. Gene Ontology annotation, cellular component: nucleus. Gene Ontology annotation, biological process: dGTP catabolic process.
CACCUUUGAGAGUUGUGUAAAGCUUGAUUUUGAAGCUAUGCAAAGGGAGAGUCGUAAGCGGAGAGUCGGCAUCGUAACCCCACCCGAUGCUCGAGUCCUUAUGACCCCGAGAACGCCAAGUCCAAAGCGAUACCGAAAGGAAAAUGGCGAUAACUUGGAAAUGGGUGAAGCCAACCUAAGGGCAAGACAAGAUGAAAAACAUUAUAAGGUGUUUAAUGACAGCAUCCAUGGACACAUUGAAGUUCACCCGUUGUGUGUAGAAAUUAUUGAUACACCACAGUUCCAACGUCUUAGAGAUAUCAAACAAUUAGGAGGUUGUUAUCGUGUAUUCCCAGGGGCUUCACAUAACAGAUUUGAACAUUGUAUCGGAACUUGCUACUUGGCUGGAAGACUUGUGAAGAGUUUGCGUAAAAGACAACCAGAACUGGGAAUCACAGAUGAGGAUAUGCUCUGUGUAAGGAUUGCUGGGCUCUGUCAUGAUCUAGGUCAUGGACCAUUUUCACAUACAUUUGGGGCAUUAUUUAUACCAACUGCUAGGCCUGAUGCACACUGGAAGCAUGAAGAUGCUUCUGUUAGAAUGUUUGAUCACAUGAUGAUGAGAAACAAGUUGUCUCCAAGUUUUGAAAAGUAUAACUUAACUGAAAGAGAUGUGACCUUUAUUAAAGAACUAAUCGCUGCAACAGUGCUGGAGACAACUAUAUGCACCUCUGAGGACUGGCCAUAUAAAGGAAGAGGACCAGAGAAAAGCUACUUAUAUGAGAUUGUUGCCAACAAACGAACAGGCAUUGAUGUGGACAAGUUCGACUAUUUUUCACGAGACUGUCAUUGCUUAGGAAUCAACAACAGUUUUGAUCAUAAGCGUUACAUGAAGUUUGCCAGAGUCAUCAAUGUCAGCGGCAAACUGCAAAUAUGUGUACGCGAUAAAGAAGCAGGCAACGUCUAUGAUAUGUUUCACACCAGAAACAGUUUAUUUCGAAGAGCUUACCAACACAAGACGUCAAAUAUCAUUGAAAGAAUGAUUACAGAGGCACUUCUCAAGGCUGAUAGAAAAGUACUUUUCAAAGGAUCAAAUGGGAAGAUGUUUUCAAUUUCUGAAUGUAUUGAUGACAUGGAAGCGUAUUCACAGCUAAGUGAUCACGUGUAUUACCAGAUCCUUAACUCGAGCGAUCCUGCGCUGGAAGAGGCUCGUAAAAUUUUGCUCCGAAUACAGCGCCGAGACCUUUACAAAUGUAUCGGCCACUCCAUUUUCCGCGAACGUCGAGAUGAAAAGGAGAUUCCAGACAUACAGCUAGAUAUAGCUGGUUAUAUUGAAGACGGCCCUAAACUCGACCCAGAAGACUUUAUAAUUGACAUGGUCACUUUUGACUAUGGAAUGAAAGACAGAAAUCCAAUUGAUGAGGUGCGGUUUUACGGCAAGAGCAACCCAGAUAAACCUCUGUUUUUUAGAAAGGAUGAGGUUAGCAACAUGCUUCCUGAAAUGUUUGCAGAGCAGCAUAUCCGAGUAUAUUUUCGCAAGAAUGACCCUAAACUCCUAGAGAAGGCACAACGAUGCUUCCUCCGCUGGUGUGGUAGGCAGAAGUGUACCACGCCAAAGGGAGGGGAUGCUCUGGCGGAAUUGACACCUAUGAAGUCCGCACAACAGGGUGGCCCUAGCAACAUGGAGAGACGGCUCAGCUAUCAAGAAUAAGGGCUGAUUUUAGUUUUUGAUAAUUUUACUGGCGAAAAAAAUGAAGGAAGUUAUUAGAUCUAUUCAAUUCCAGUUUACAACUUCUUUUAAAGCCUUUUUGAUAUAUUUUUUAAUUAAGAAAAAAAUUAUAUGUUACCGUGUAGUGGGUAUGUUGUUCGCGCCAAUCAGAUCGCCACGUUAGGGUAUGUAUUGCACCAAACAGAUUGCCGCAUUAGGGUAUGUAUCUCGCACCAAUCAUAUCACAGCAUUUGGAUAUCAUGCCCCAAUCACAGCCUUUGGGUAUUGUUUUCUUGUAAAUGAUGUCAUGGAAACAGAGGGCUGUGCACAAAGAGUGGCAUUAACAAGAAAUUUGGGCUCAUUUGAUAAGUGUUAUGAUUGUGGCCUUUGCAAGAGCCUCGUCGAGUAAAGUCGAGAUUUAUCAGAAUAUGAAAGGGUCGCAUUUAUUUUUAUUGUCAUUUUAAAGUUAAAACGUGUUUUUCCGCUCCUUUUCUCACAACGUACACGCGAAACAACUUUCCAUCACGUACUGUGAAAACAACGCCCAAAGUCCAAUCAGAACAUACCCAAUUAUUGCACUUCAUGAACGUAAGGUAAUUUUUCACGUGCUUGAAGGACCUGCAUUUUAUCAUGUAUUCUACCCGAAUUAUCCAACACCACUGUAAAAAUUUCACAGUAAACUUUGUGCUACUGAUAGUGAAUUUUUCACGCAUUCUCCCGCGUUUUGACUUUUCAACGAAAUUCGCUUUAGCUACCUAUGAAUUAACCCAUUCGCUUGUUAAACCUGCAUUUUAUUACGUAUUUCACACACGGGGCAGAAUCCAGAUAGGCAGCAACCAAUCAAGGAGUCCUCUUUGAAAUAUUAUCCUUUUCUCUUGCUUAGUGUAUCUUCCCCUCCACAAGAUCACAAUGUCUUUGGUUAGGGUCUAUUGGAGAUAUGACAGUUUUAGUUUGCUUUUCGCAGUUAAAUUACGUGGAAUUAUAUUUUUUAGGCGACUAACUGUAGACGAAUAAUUUUGAUUUUCUUUCCGUUUGAGGAACGGCUGUAAGCGUAGUCUCUUUUGCAACCGUUAUUUGGUCUCGUCACACCAUGGCUCUCUCUCCAACGUGGAAUAGAGAAGACCAAACAACGGCUGCGAAGGAGACUGCAGUAAGCGUGGUAUCCAUGCAUUUUAUUUUUGUUCAGAUGUAUUUAGACAGAGACAAUACACCAAAAAAUACCUGAGUUUACAUAAAUGAUGUUUUUUCUCUU